AUGAAGACCUAUGUAUUCUCAGUACUUCUUACUCUUGCAAGCUUUUUAGUCUUCUCCGAAGCCAGCUUCGAUGGUAACAUCAACUAUGGAAGUCCCUCGCCUCGACAUACGCAGUUCGGCAUCGAUGUCGAUCAAGUCCAGCGACGUUCCUGGAAGCGUGGCAACAUCGCAUUCAAGCCAGAGGAGCUGAACUUUACCCAUGGUGUUGCCUCAGGCGAUCCAUGGCCCAACAGUGUUAUACUGUGGACUCGAAUUGCCCCAACCAAUGUCUCCUCCGCUGACACCGCGCCGAUUGAUGGAACCGAACCGCUUUACAGCCAUGAGACCAAGAAGUUUAUAGAGGCUGAUCCUAACCCUAUCUGCGUGCACUGGAAAGUCUUUCCAGUUGGGAAGAAGGACUCAAAGUCAGUCGUUAGCAGUGGAAAGGCGUAUACUACAGCGGAUAUUGACUACACAGUGAAGGCAUGUUCCCAUACCAAGUUCAACAUCUGCAACUCGAAAAAGUCAAGCCCUCUCGGAAGAACUAAGACAGCACCUCGGCCCGAUGAUGAUGUGUCGGAGAUCAACUUAGCAGUCUUCUCAUGUAGCGCAUACUUUCCAGGAUAUUUUAACGUCUACGGUAAUGCUGCCCGGAAAGAUAACCACGACUGGGUUGUUCAUCUUGGUGACUAUAUCUACGAAUAUGGCACCUAUACACUGUUCAAGGAGCGCGGCUCCAUUCCACAACACCCGACGUAUUCUUUAUAUGACUACCGUGCACGCCACGGACAGCACCGGACUGAUCCAGACUUGCAACUCUUGGCCCAAAACUCAGCUUGGAUCACAACCUGGGAUGACCACGAACUUGCCGAUAACGCGUACAGAGAUGGGUAUGUCGACUUCUUCGACCAGCCAAAUACCUUCAAGGGAGAAGGUCCGAAGGUGGCCACGGAUGCUCGCAAAGCCAAUGCUGUUCGCGCGUACUUUGAGUGGAUGCCGAUCAGGCAGACUGAUAUGGACGAUGGCCUCCGUGUAUGGAGAUCUUUCAAGUUGGGAAAGCUGAUGGAUCUCGUGAUGCUGGACACAAGAUUGUAUGACCGAAGUAAAGGAGUCGACUACGUCAACGAGAAGUAUAUCGAGAAAAUCAGCGACGAUCCGAGUAGGACUUUGAUGGGAGGGCGACAGGAGAAUUGGUUCUACCGCUCCUUGUCCGAAUCCAAGGAUAGGAACGCAACCUGGCGAGUGAUCGGGAACCAGAUCGUAUUCUCUCACAUCAAAGGGGAUGCGGCUGGAGGGGGAGACACCUGGGAUGGCUAUAUCGCAAACCGAAAUAGAACACUUAAUCAUCUAUACAAGAACAAGAUUGACAACAACAUCUUCCUGUCGGGAGAUAGUCAUAUGAACUGGGUAUCUGACUUAGCGUGGCUGGGCACUAAGAAGUACGACCCCAAGACGGGAAAGGGUGCCAUUGGGGCUGAAUUCGCGGGCACAGCCGUGAGUUCAUGGGGCACAUCGGGUCUCAAGUCCAUCGAGCCUGACGCAGGAAAGCUGUCUCGUAAAGCUAUUGCCGAGAACAAGGAGCUCUUCUGGCAGGAGGGCUACUACCGUGGCUAUUUUCAGUUAUCAGUCACUCCAAAGGAUGUCUCAGCUCAAUUCUUUGGCUCGCCAUCAAUUGCGACUCAUAACGCUUGGGAGAUCCCAUUAGCUAAUUUUACGGUUCUUGCUGGAGACAAUCACAUCCAUCGGCCUAACGAUGGCGUCCAGGCUGAAUCUGGAGCCCUGAAGUCCGGAGAUAUAAAGCACACAAACUUGACGCUAAAUACGGAGACCGGGCUUUGGAAAAUUCAAGGUUUUGACAAGAUGUACCUUAACCCAGAGCCUAGUUUCCUUGGCUCAUCCUAA
This is a messenger RNA of Fusarium subglutinans, 1881 nucleotides long. RefSeq names its product alkaline phosphatase. The transcript is spliced from 9 exons. NCBI's taxonomy places the organism in Eukaryota, Fungi, Ascomycota, Sordariomycetes, Hypocreales, Nectriaceae. The record is from RefSeq and is a predicted model, not a curated record. The coding region runs from base 1 to 1881 and encodes 626 amino acids.